This is a messenger RNA of Gambusia affinis (western mosquitofish), 2247 nucleotides long. Its product is annotated as double-stranded RNA-specific editase 1-like. Gene Ontology annotation, molecular function: double-stranded RNA adenosine deaminase activity; double-stranded RNA binding; tRNA-specific adenosine deaminase activity. The record is from RefSeq and is a predicted model, not a curated record. Bases 1 to 2214 code for a protein of 737 amino acids. Gene Ontology annotation, biological process: RNA processing; adenosine to inosine editing. Gene Ontology annotation, cellular component: cytoplasm; nucleolus. The transcript has 10 exons. Lineage: Eukaryota; Metazoa; Chordata; Actinopteri; Cyprinodontiformes; Poeciliidae.
AUGGCACCGGUGCAGGAGACCUGCAGCCGGAGCAUGCAGCGGCCAGAGGGUGAGGUGGGCAGACGGUCCGGGAGGAAGAGGAGGAGGAAGAGGAGGAGGGAAGCCAAAGGGUGGAGUGAUUUGGUAUCAACCCUCAACCAACCCUCAAAAUGCUGUGAAACUUCUGCAAAUCCAGCCGGAGCUGCUGAAAAAUCAAGGGAGAACAGUUUAGAGGUGAAAGAGAAUCGAGAAGUGAUUGGGAUUCGUGACUUUUUCAGUAGAUAUCAGCCAUCAGCAGUUUGUGCUGCUUCCUCCAAACAUGAGCAGAGAAAUCCGCCGUUUCUGUUUGGAAAAGGUUGGUUGUGUUUUCAGAAGCGGCCAUGUUGUAAAACAUCAGCCUGGACAGAGUCUCAGAGGAACGCAGUGGCGCAGCUCAACCGCUUACGACCCGGCUUGCAGUAUGAUGUUGAGUCUAAAAGUGGACCUCUGCACUCCCCGGUGUUCUCUGUGGGAGUGGAGGUUGACGGUUUCCACUUUGAGGGUCAGGGAGCCUCAAAAAAGCAGGCGAAGAUGAGAGCAGCUGAGCUGGCUCUGCAGUCCCUCAUCCAGUCCCCAAACGUCUCUCAGACUCACACCGUCAUGGAGAACUUUGAUUUCACAGCAGAUUCUUUCCGAGCAGAGUUCGAACCUUCACUGCUUGAAAACUGUAAUGUCCUGCACAACAAGACGACAAAGACGGAAAUGUUUCCCAACGUCAAAAAGAACAGAAAAACUCAUAAUUUCACCCUGGACUUAGUUUCCUCGGCAAGUCCAAAAAGGCAGCUGAAUCCGGUGGCGCUGCUCAAUGAGCUGCGACCGGGACUCAGAUACCUGUGUCAGGUGGAGAGAGUCCACGGUACGCCAGUGAGGAACUUCAUCAUGGUGGUCAAACUGGAAGGGAAGGUGUUUGAAGGUUGCGCUCACAGUAAAAAUCAGGCUAAGAUUCAGGCGGCGGCUGCAGCCCUGCAGGCUCUUUACAGCAUGAACCUGGAGCCAGAGAGGAAACUGAUCUCUCUGCAUGGAGGCAGAACCAAAUGUCAGCUACCUCAGUUUUUUGCAGAAUCAAUCUACCACCUAGUAAGAGAGAAAUAUUUGCAGCUCAGUGAAGGCUGCUCCUCUUCCUCUCACGGCCGUCACAAGGCGCUGGCCGGCAUCGUAAUGACCCGAGGAUUUGACCUCAGGUCGGCCCAGGUUGUGUCUCUGGCCACGGGGACAAAGUGUUUGGACUCGGACAGACUGAGUGAAGACGGAUGGACUCUCAGAGAUUGCCACGCCGAGGUUCUGAGCAGACGGGCUCUGGUUCGGUUCUUCUACUCUCAGCUGGAGCUGCUGCUUUGUGAGCGAACGGAGGGGCAGGACCCGUCGAUAUUCGUUCCAGAUAAAGACUCAACUCGCCGUUUCCGACUGUGGGAGGGAAUCCGAUUCCACAUGUACGUCAGCCUGUCGCCGUGUGGAGACGCUCGACUCAACUGCCCGUACGAAACUGCACCCGCAUAUCCCAGCAGGAGGUUUCGCUGCCACCUCAGGAUGAAGGUGAAUGGUGGCGAGGGAACUCUGCCUCUCGUCUCAACCAGAACCAAUCAGAAAUGGACCGGAGUGUCACCGGGUCAGCAUGUCUGCAUGGCCAGCAUGUCCUGCACAGACAAAAUUGCAAAAUGGAGUGUGGCUGGCCUCCAGGGGGCGCUCCUUUCCCACCUGGUGGAGCCCAUUUACCUGCACAGCCUGACAGUGGGCAGGCUGAGCCACACGGGUCACCUGGGCAGAGCCGUGACCCGCCGUCUGGCUCGGGUCAAGCACCUGCCGUCCCUCUACAGACGGCAGCAGCUGCUCCUCGGCUGUUUGAGCAGCAGAGAGGUCCGCCCGGCUGGAAGAGCAGGCGACGUUUGUGUGAACUGGAGUUCCGGUGAACGAACUCUGGAGGAGAUCAGCAGCUUUACAGGAAGGAGCAAAGAUUCAGGGAAUGCGUCACGAAUAUCCAGACGCUUCCUGUUCAGCUGCUGGCUGAGGCUGGAAAACAAGCUAAACACUCCUGUUUCGGGUCCUGGAGCCACCACAGCGACUUAUCCCGCAUCCAAGAUGGCUGCUGGGCGCUACCAGAAGGCAAUGCAGCAGUUUAGCAACGCUCUGCAGGAUGCUGGUCUUGGUUUGUGGCCCAGGAAACCUCAGAAAGUUGGUUACAUUAGUGUUAAUGUGUAAACCAUUCAGCAAAGUCUCACUAAGUAGAAAAAU